Paramuricea clavata is the source of this 654-nucleotide messenger RNA. Lineage: Eukaryota; Metazoa; Cnidaria; Anthozoa; Malacalcyonacea; Plexauridae. The record is from the annotation of a GenBank genome assembly.
AUGCACGAUCAACUAAGUCGCAACGCUAGACCAGAGAACCUACACACAAGAAGACAUGCAAGACAUUUUCCCAACGGUGUGCCGUCAAACGAAAGCAACAACAUGAAGAAUCGUCCGAUGGCUUUUAAAGAGAACAUCACACCACUAAACCCGACAGACUUUAACCGCUAUUCCUUUCCCUUAUCACCAUGCUCCCCGAGUGGAAAGUCUACUAAGACAUUCUCAGAUGCUAUAAACGAAAACAUAAACUUACACAGACAAGAAAAACGAGCUGUGUCGUUAAUGCCUGAGAUUCUACUACACUCGGCCGUGCUCGAGAACAACAUUGACGAAAUUUUAAAACUUGUUAAAGUAGACGGAAUUAACGUAAAUCGCGGUGCUGAACUCGGACUAUUCUCGCUCCACCAAGCGGCGUUUUCGGGCCUCGAGGAAAUCACGGAAAUUUUGGUCGAAAACGGCGCGGAUUUGAACAUUACGACACCAGAAGGGAUGACCGCUUUGGAGGCUGCCGUCUGUGCUGGGAACUUUGAAUGCGCGGAAAUUUUAAUCAAAAACGGCGCUCCUGUUGACAGCAUUAAAGAUGGAUUCGAUGAUCGAAGUUUUUGUAAUUUCAUCGGGAACAGUUUGGUGUCUGUACACGCAGGAAACUUGUGA